Molecule: messenger RNA, 4011 nt
Organism: Melitaea cinxia (Glanville fritillary)
Lineage: Eukaryota; Metazoa; Arthropoda; Insecta; Lepidoptera; Nymphalidae
Product: extensin-2
Exons: 2
Coding region: 272-3595 (1107 amino acids)
Source: RefSeq, a predicted model, not a curated record
GGCGUAUUUACGCUCGCGCCCCUACCACCGCCGGCACUCAUGCGCCGCACGACCUGCCGAACACACGCGCACCCCACCACUGCCUGUGACCCUGCGACACUGCGACACGACACAAACAUCACAGCCACGACAAACCACUUACGUCUACUAUGUGCCAGUGACUGAACCAGUGAUUUUAGUGAAGUGACACUACCCCUCGUGAUAUGUGCUGAAGGAGUGUACGACAAGUGAUAUUUUAAUUCAGUCGCAGCCUCAACCGUUAACAGUAAAUAUGGUGAGAGGGGCGACGUCAGUGCUGACGAUAGCGCUGGCAUGGGCGUGCAUCGUUCGCGCCAGCGUCCUUGUGCCCACCUACGUGUUGCCGCCCGACUCGUUCGUGCGCGAUCAACGCUCCCUCGGCCCACGGCCCGACAGCGACCCCGCCGAGUCCCAGCGGACAGUUAAACGUUUAAUCGGCGGUCACAUGAAGAUUAAGUCGGAGAAAGAGUUCGGAAAAUCCCAAAAUUCUAUUGACUCGGACACAAAAAGUGACAGUGGUAAAUUUGCAGGAGUGGUUGUGCCGGAACUGUCGGGCGGGACCGUAGGAUGGAAUCAAGGUAUCUGGGACGACGGCAUGCUCAUGUCGAGCGCCGGCGAAGGAAAGGGAUCCAACGGAAAAAUGAAAGAAGACGAUGAAGACAAAAAGACGUUAUCGGAUCAGGUGGCUGAAGGAAAAUAUGGGUUAAUACAAAAUGAGAUAUUUUCUAAGGCUCCUAAGCGCCCGGGAAUUUUAAGUUAUGAACCUAACUCUGAAACUCGUUCCAAAGAUAAUCUACAAAAUCUUGGCGGUCUUAAGAAAGACGAAAUUUGGCUUGCAGAGGAUCAUUUGCUAGUUUUAAAAGGAGGUUCAUUCCCAGAACGUACAAAAGAAGCCGAAAAUAGGCCUUGGCCACCUAUCGAUAGCUAUGAGGCGCCUAAAAGGCAAGUAAAACUACCGCAGAAACCUAAAAUACCACCGCCCUUUCCAGUACGUCUCUCCGACGACGGACCCCUUAUCUUCCUUACGCCAAACGGCAGUAUCCCUGCGCCCAUUUACCCACCUUUCCCUACAGGAGAAGGCGAAGGCCCUCUACCUCCUCCGCCAUUCAUUUUCCCAGACGGAGAGAUCUACUCCCCGGGUGAUAAUCAGAGAAACUCUACUACCGGGGAAGCGCCGUUGCCAAGUCCUCCGUUCCCAUUCCUACCCGGGAAUGCGAGCGAAGGAGCGUUCCCUUACUUCACAUCCAUAAACGGCUCUUUUCCAGAAGGUUUUCCUCCGGGAGCCGCAUUUCUACCACCACCCAGCAACCAAACAGACCUGUACGACGAAGACGACCCUUCGAUUUACUAUCCGCCGCCAUACAAUUUUUCUUAUCACACUGACUACAAGAGUAACGUACCAGCUGGACCGUUAGUGCCUGGAAUAAUACUACCUCCACCACCGGAUUUCUUUGCGCCUCUCGAAGAGAAAUCAAAUACCGAGACCAAUAAGCCUGCAGGAACUAUUUCAAACACAAAUACUAGAUCAAAAUCAACACCAAAAAGGCCUUUGUCAACACCAGCAGUUCACAGAGGAAAAUAUAAAACACGUCCGACAACUACUGAGACAACAACAACGACAGAUUUACCUACAACAACUUCUAUUCCUGAAAUUGAAAUCGUGACAACACCGAAACGUAGGAAACCUCAAAGAGUUAUACCUAUACCUCCUCGCAACCCCGUAAGAGUUCACAAUCUUCCUGAUGAAAUUGUAACAAAACCAAAAACCGAAAAGACAGUUUACAAAACACGAACAAAACUUACAUCUAAACCUCUCACUGUAUCAGUGUUAUAUGAUUAUCCAGAUCCUAUUUAUGAUAAUAAAACUCCAACGACAACCGAAAAACCUUACAUUAUAUAUAAGGUACAACAGAAAACGCCUAUAGAAGUCGCUAAAGAUGUAACAUCGACGUCGGUGCCGUUACGGGCUUAUUACACUCAAAACGACGAACCUACUACUAAACUGCAACCUGUAUAUAAUAACCGCAGGCCAAACGAAGAUGCAAUUGCAUCCUUUUAUUUCUUUGAUGAGCAACCAAAAAGUUCACCAGCACCUGAAACUUAUUUCGACGGAAGAAAUUACUACAAAACUGUGCCUAGUCAACCAUCUAACACGCAAAAUCAAAAUUACAAUUCUCAAGGUGGUUUCUCACCUUCAGUUGACGUUGCAUACGGGUCGUACGAUCAAAAUGAUGCUUUGUUCCUAUGGCCUCAAAAACAUGGUCCUCGAACACUCACUCAAGAAUAUUUCAGUGUUCAAAAUCCUAGACAGCAAAUUUACGUACAACAAGCAAAGCAGCGACCAGAUCCGUUCUAUCAACAAAUAGCUGACAUUCAGCAAACCAUCGAACUGUAUACCACAAAAAGACCGAAAGGACAUUCACAUAGAGCCCACUCACACAAACAAAAACCCAUAAACGCUCGGCCUGUAUAUCAAUUCAGCUACGAUACAAAACCUAGACCAGAAAAAUUAACGUUUAGAGCGCCGAAGCUUGACCCUGAACCAUUUAGACCGAUGGUCAGCUAUAGUAAGCCAUUUAAUCUAGAAAAUGAAUUCAAUGCUAUAUCUCCAACAGUGUCAUCUGGAUACCAGCAACAGUACUUAGUUGAAAAUUUGCAAGUUACUACAGAGAGCCCAACGUCCUCAAGAUAUUAUCCAAAAAACAAACUGAGAGAUGAAGAUUACGAAGACGUAAUUUAUAACAAAGAAGCGUCUCCGCAAAUCAAUAUUAAUCAUAUUCCAGUCCAAACGGUAAAACCCGUUCUUUACGUCAACAAGUAUCCUAGUACAACGCCAAAUCCUAUCAGCCACGGUUACUACACGAAACAAGAUGAAAAGUAUUUUGACGAUAUAACAAAAAACUCUUUCGACGUAUUCGGUCAAAAACUAGAAGACGGAACGCACGACAUCAACGGUCUAGCCGUCACACCUCCAAUAGGAACUGCAAAAGCACCGGUAGACAACAAUCUCAAUCAAUACGCCUACGAAAUCGUCGACCUGCAGAAUCCGAACGCACCGACAUUGCACAAGGACACGUUCGUAAACGAUAGGCUGCCGCGGCCGGAUAUCAAUCCUUACAGCGAAACCAUGCGACAAGGAUCACCGAACGCCGAGCUUGUUCAGCAGACGAAUCCACCGUCACUGCAACACGACACAGACGUAAACAACAAAAACCCACGGCCGGAGAUAGAUCCUGACAGCGAGUUCAUACCCAUACCGAACCCGAAUUCCGGCCACAGGAAAGCUCAACAGUACAGAGUACAAACGCAGGUACAACGGCCUCAGUAUACUGGUGAACAGUAUGACUUGAAUGGACCGUCAUUGGCCGACGACACGGCCGUGAACUACAAACGGCCCUUGCCGCCUUUAAACCCGGACGCUGAAUGGAUACAGCCGGUCAACGCAGCCGGCGAGGGGAGACCGGGGUCGUACGUUUCGUAUCGACUGCCCGGCGAAGGCGCUCACGUGUACUUCCUAACACCGCAAGCGGCACAGGCCACGCGACAGAGGUACAGAUCACCCGGCUACGGACGGUGAAACCAAAGCUCUAGUCUGAACAGAUAUAUUCGUCGCAAACGACGCUAAGUGUAAAUACAAAGCAAAUGUGAUGUUUAAGUGUCCUAAGUAGUAUUAGAAUAAAAAAGACUAGCGGGAACGACCGCGUUGCCAUAAUAUUUAACGCAUUAGCGAAAUGCAUUGAGCCGCGUCUGUUGUUGUGAUACAAACGAACGCUGAUAUGUUUACGAAAAAAUAUUUAUUAAAUUAUUUUUAAGUGACUGUGGUGCAAGCUUAGUGUUAGUUAAUUUAUUUGUUUGUCAGUACUGUCGAACGAAUGAGAUGUGAUACUGUAGCGUGUGUACUGUAAGGGCAUGUUGUGGAGUUGUUACAGAUGUAGUAAUGAAUGACGAUUGUUAUUAUAAAAUUAUAAACUGAAUAAUAACUAGCACUUGUGA